Messenger RNA from Elephantulus edwardii (Cape elephant shrew), 486 nucleotides. RefSeq names its product zinc finger protein 675-like. Gene Ontology annotation, biological process: regulation of transcription by RNA polymerase II. Lineage: Eukaryota; Metazoa; Chordata; Mammalia; Macroscelidea; Macroscelididae. The record is from RefSeq and is a predicted model, not a curated record. Gene Ontology annotation, molecular function: DNA-binding transcription activator activity, RNA polymerase II-specific; RNA polymerase II cis-regulatory region sequence-specific DNA binding. Gene Ontology annotation, cellular component: nucleus. The coding region runs from base 1 to 486 and encodes 161 amino acids. The transcript has 3 exons.
AUGUCGACGCAUAGAAGAAUUCAGGGAGGACAGAGGCCUUAUAAAUGCAAGGAAUGUUUGAAGACCUUUUUUCACUUGUCUCAUCUUAGAAGACAUACAAGAACACACACAAGAGAAAAGCCUCAUGAAUGUAAACAAUGUCGGAAACCAUUCCCACGUGUUCCUGAUCUCAAGGAACACAGAAAAAUUCACACAGGAGAGAGACCUUACAAAUGCACACAAUGUGAGAGAACAUUUUCUGAAUCAGGUCGCCUCACUUCACAUAGAGCAGUUCACACAGGGGAGAGACCUUAUCAAUGUCAGGAAUGUGGGAAAACAUUUAGCCAGUCAGGUCUGCUCAAGUUACAAAGAAGAAUUCACUCAGGCGAGAGACCUUACGAAUGUCAGGACUGUGGUAAAACAUUUUCAGGAUCAAGCCAGCUCACUGAACAUAGAACAGUUCACAGAGGAGAGAGACCUUCUGAAUGUCUCAAGUGUGAUUCAUAA